AAAAGACAAUUUUGGAGGAUUUCAAAUCGACCAUUAUUUCCCGCACAAUUAUCACUUGUUUUGCUGCGUUUUUCAUCUCGCAGCGCCAAUCUUCAUUGGAAAAAAAUAUCUGCAUAUCUUCUCCAUUUGCUUCCAUUAAGAAGAAGUAUCGGUCACAACGAGUUACGAUAACGAUAUGUACAGAGACGAGGAAGGGGAGCCACUGGUGGACUUCAAUGAGGAUGUCCAAUCCGAUCAAGAGCAACAUGACAACUUCCUUGACAAUCUCGAUGACAAUGAUGUGUGGAAUCAGAGGCAGCAAGAACGCUCACCAACUCCUGUUUAUAACGAAUCUUAUCACAAAUCGAAGCCGAGGAAGGGGUUGAUCAAGAAGUCGUCAGCGAGAGAGAGUACACCCGGCUUUGAGAUUGUGGACAAUGAUGCUUCUGGUGGUUCCACUGAUGAUGACAUGGCCAGGAUUAUGAGGGAUGAGUCAGAUGGUGGUGGUCCUUCACUAUCGCCCAAAAACGGUGGAAAGAGAAAGAUGUUUGGGAAGGAGAUAAGUGGAGAGAAGAGAAAAGAGAAAGGUGAAAUGAAGUUUAUGUUAAGGAAGAAUGGGGGUUACUCUGGGGGAAGCAGGUUGAAAGAUCAGGAUGGCGUGCAGGAGAUGAAGGAGAUGUGGGACACCGUUGCUGGUGAUGACUCUGAGGAUGACCGUGAAAGUGGAAAGACAGUGGAUGAUGAUAACUUCAUUGAUGAUAGUGGUUUAGAUCCAGCUGACAGGUAUGUAAGCGACAAUGAACCACGAUCACCAAGCAGUGCUCCACAGGCUGAAGAAGGAGAAGAUGAUGAGGAAAUCAAGCAUCUCUUUAGGGGUGGCAAGAAGACAAAGAAGAAUGAAAAAAGCGCAGCAGAAAUUGCAUUGCUAGUAGAGAAUGUUAUGGCUGAGCUUGAAGUUGCUGCGGAAGAAGAUGUAGUACUGAGUAGUCAGUCAAAACCUGCUAUAAAUAAACUUAAAAAGCUUCCUCAACUUAUAGAAGUUUUGUCAAAGAAACAGCUUCAGCAAGAAUUUUUAGAUCAUGGAGUGUUGACUCUUUUAAAGAUUUGGCUUGAACCCCUUCCAGAUGGAAGCUUACCCAAUAUAAAUAUCCGUGCUGCAGUCCUAAAGAUCCUUACUGAUUAUCCAAUUGGUCUAGAACAGUAUGAUAGAAGAGAGCUGCUGAAAAAGAGUGGUCUUGGAAAGGUCAUUAUGUUUCUGUCGAAGUCGGAUGAGGAGACUACAGCAAACCGGAAACUUGCUAAGGAUUUGGUUGACAAAUGGAGUCGACCAAUAUUCAACAAGAGUACAAGGUAUGAGGACAGGAGAAACUAUAAAGAUGAAACAGCUGCCCAUUACAGACGGCCAUCCAUGAAAAGGCCAAUCAACAAAGCUUCAAGAAUGGAGUCUGGAGAUGAUGACCUUGACUUGGCUAGAUUUUCACAGAGCCAAAAGUCUGGUCAGUCAUCUUCCAGGCAGGUUACAACAAGGCCUGAAGCAAUGUCAAUGGAUUUUGUGGUGCGGCCACAAUCCAAGAUUGAUCCUGAUGAAGUUAGGGCAAGGGCUAACGCAAUGGUUCUGGACCAGCACCGACAGAAGAUGAAUAAGAAACUGCAGCAACUAAAAGCUCCAAAAAAGAAGGGACUCCAAGCUACCAAACUCAGCGUGGAGGGUCGUGGCAUGGUGAAGUACCUGUAGUGGCAUAUAGCUCGCGUGUUUAUCAAGGUAUAGUAGCACGAUGACUCAAUUUCACACAGUUGUCGUGCAUUGUUAGGAUGACUGCUUCUGUGCUCACAGUAUCUGUGAAAUGGCUACUAAUAGUGCCUCACUACUGUUCAGUGUCUGUGCAAACUUCGUAUCUUCCAUGCUAUUUUGCAGGCCUGUGAGAACCAAAAAACAAAAGAUUGGAAAGGUAGUUGAUAUCGUUUUACUUUUCAUUUCCCAUUUGUUAGGUUUCUAACUUUCAAGUCAUUGAUGUAAUCAGUCUUUUGCUUCAUGCAAUACUUCCGAUGUUCACAUCAAACCAAUGAAUACUUUUGACAUUUGUCUUCUAUGUACAGUUUAGUCACUUAACCAAGGUUAAUUAUCAUGUAUUCUUAUCUUAGUUUAUCACAUAGUAAAAGUAUGAUUUG
Solanum dulcamara is the source of this 2148-nucleotide messenger RNA. RefSeq names its product protein IWS1 homolog 1-like. NCBI's taxonomy places the organism in Eukaryota, Viridiplantae, Streptophyta, Magnoliopsida, Solanales, Solanaceae. The transcript has 11 exons. Bases 176 to 1714 code for a protein of 512 amino acids. Gene Ontology annotation, biological process: regulation of DNA-templated transcription elongation; brassinosteroid mediated signaling pathway. The record is from RefSeq and is a predicted model, not a curated record.